AAUUUUAUUAAAAAAAAGUUUUUUUUUCAGUAUUUGACAAUUGAUUGAAAUUAAGUGUUCACUGAAUGUAAUCAUUGAUUGUAACCAUUGAUUGUGACCAUCGAUGGCAAGAGUACUGAGAAUUAGUCGACAGGAAGUUCUUAAAAGAACACAGAUAUCAGGUCUUCAUUUGAUGAGUGAAGCCGUGUCUGUCAUUCAAAACGAAUUGGUGACCGCAUUCCCGCCGUUUGCGUCCAUCGAUGAGUUCAUCAAAUUAUUUAUAGAUAUAUUAGUCAAAGAUUACAAACUCAACUCAAUUCUUGUGGACAAACAAAUAGCCCAACAAGUGAUUGAUGAGAUCAGAGAGAGACGCAUCACUUCAGGCACUGGCAAUGAAUUGGUCGUUAAGAAUGUAGUCAAAAGUGAGGACAACGUGAAGAAGACAUAUUUGAAACAUUUAUCUCUUUUAAGACAACAUCUGGAAAAACAUCCAAUAUUUCAGUCGAGAGAGUUCACACUAUCACCUAUUGAUAACUUAAUUACUUUAGAUAAAGACUUGGAGGUCGAGUGCAUUGUUUACGGCUUUCUCUAUAAGGAUAAGACUAAAAUUGAUUCCGAGUUUUACAUCGAAGACAAUACUGGAAAAGUGCCGAUUGUUUUCAGCGAAGACACGCAAUUCAAAGAUGAUUUGAUUCCUUCAAACAGUUUUGUUUUAGUCGAAGGAUCGUAUGAUUCAGCGAAAGACACACUCUUUGCCGAUUCAGUCGGACACACAUCCCCUGCAAAUCUUCAAGAAAACAUCGAUUUGUCCAAUAGUUUGGAAAGAGUUGGACGAAUGGUUGUUGUUGUGAGUGAUAUUCAUUUGGAUGACAAACAAACUUUGGAUAAAUUAAAGACUAUGUUAACCGGUUAUGACUCAAUGGUUCCCAUUCCCGAUCUUUUUAUAUUUGUCGGUCCAUUUGUGUCCCAAACUUGUCAAGACAUCACUAUAUUUAAAAAUCACAUGAAAAACUUAGUUAAACUAAUAGCAAAAUUUAACAAAAUUAGUCGAUUAUCUCAAUUUAUAUUUGUUCCCGGAUUUCAUGAUAACGAAGGCAAUGAUCUCCCGAAGCCUGCAUUUACUGUUGAUAUGUUUCCCACGUCAACAACAAAGUUAGCAAAUUAUCAUUUGGCCACAAAUCCAGUUAACAUUUAUAUUGAUAACCGACACAUAUGUUUGGCAGCAUUUCCUUAUAUGUCACGAUUGGAGCAAAAUAUAAUAAAUGAUAAUUGCGAUGACACACAACAAUUAGGAUCAUCUAUAAUCAAAUUGAUUUCAUCCAAUGGUCACCUGUCCUCCGGUCUGAGCCGCCAUUACGAGAGUUGUCUCUCUGUAUUUCAUAUCCCAGACUUUAUCAUUUUAUUUGAUAGUGAUAUGAAUGAAGCAAUGGAUAGUAAAGCCUAUGAUUAUUCACAUUUGUUGGUUUUGCCAUCAUUUUCCUCACAACAGUUCAAAUUCAAAGUGUUUUAUACUGAACCCAAACAUCACGAUUCAUCUCAAAUACUAUCAUAAAUGCAGUUAUUUGUUGUAA
Molecule: messenger RNA, 1550 nt
Organism: Oppia nitens
Lineage: Eukaryota; Metazoa; Arthropoda; Arachnida; Sarcoptiformes; Oppiidae
Gene: DNApol-epsilon58
Product: DNA polymerase epsilon subunit 2-like
Exons: 3
Coding region: 104-1531 (475 amino acids)
Biological process (GO): DNA-templated DNA replication; error-prone translesion synthesis
Cellular component (GO): epsilon DNA polymerase complex
Molecular function (GO): DNA binding
Source: RefSeq, a predicted model, not a curated record